Messenger RNA from Olea europaea var. sylvestris, 2263 nucleotides. RefSeq lists its product as uncharacterized. Lineage: Eukaryota; Viridiplantae; Streptophyta; Magnoliopsida; Lamiales; Oleaceae. The record is from RefSeq and is a predicted model, not a curated record. The transcript is spliced from 11 exons. Gene Ontology annotation, cellular component: cytoplasm. Gene Ontology annotation, molecular function: exopolyphosphatase activity. The coding region runs from base 1 to 2058 and encodes 685 amino acids.
AUGGACAUGGUUCUGACUAGUACAAUUUCACUUUCUCACUUGGCCUCGACUCAUUGGGAUUGCUGCUUGCUGGUGUUAUAUGUGGCCUCUGAUUCACAUGGGUCAGGCGCUUGUGGGCUCAGACAAGUGUCCUGUGUGAAACCGUAUAAUCUGACUGGAAGUGGGCGUGUUCUUGAUGAUCACGUUGACGAAGAUUUUGAUUCGAGUACAAGGAGUGCCAGCAGCAGAUUAACUCAGGAAUGGCUUCAGGAAGCGAAGCGCAUUGUGGCUUCUUCUCCUUCCCGGAUUGAUUCACCCUCUCGACUCGUUGGCUCCCCGAGAUUUGCUACUUCUCGAGCCAGGCUAUCGACUUCAUCUCUCGAGAAAAGAGACCCUUUCGACAGGUCUGCUAGAAGGCAUAGAGCAAGGGAAAAAAGCUUCAGUGGGGAAAUCCUGUCAAAAACUGCAAGACUUUCCAGGAACAAAUCUGAAACAGAUAGAAACCCUUCACAGGGUGAAGAAUCUCCUGCAUCAGAUAUCCAAAAGUCGUUCUCCAACCUUCUCAAAAUCCCCAGUAGUCCUACUCCAGAUCCCUAUCCCACUAUCUCACCAGACCUCACACCCCCAAGUCCAAGUAGUCUCGUGGGCCCACCUCUACCACCGCGCCAAUCAGUGCACCGAAGGUCGCGGUUCCAAAAUGACCCCAAUGCACCACUGUCACAGCCUAUCCCAACCCCAACUAACCCUCUCUCCGUUUCCAAACGAACUUUUAAAGAUACUGCAAGUACUACAAAUAAUGCACCAACAACAAUCUUGGAUAGUCCAUUGCUCUCCCCACCAAAACAUUUUACUGAGUCGGCCCACCGAAGGUCGAAAUCUUCCACCACUUGUUCCAGACCGGAGGACGAGGUCUUGUCCCCACCCCGGAACUUGGUGGAGUCAGCUCACCGGAGAUCCAUAUCUUCUUCAACUUGUAGCACUAACAGGAUCUUGAAGAAGAGCAAUGUGGAUGAUGGACAGUUGAAAGAAGGAGAUUUGAAGGGUCAGGAACUGAACAAGUUCUUGAAAGAGCAGANGAAGAAGAGCAAUGUGGAUGAUGGACAGUUGAAAGAAGGAGAUUUGAAGGGUCAGGAACUGAACAAGUUCUUGAAAGAGCAGACGAUCAAAAUUGCAGAAAUCAUGAGUGGGGAGAUAAAUGGAAAGGCAAAGAUUGUGCUUUCUGGACCUUCAAACAGCACAAGCUCAAUGGUAGCAGCCAUAUGUUAUGCGUGGUUGUUAGAGAACAGAAAGAGGACUAAUAAAAAGGGAGGAGAGGGAGAUAAGAAUAAUUUGGAGUUUGUGGUUCCUGUGAUGAAUAUGAGGAGACGAAAAAUGUGGAAGCAGCAACAAGCGGCUUGGCUAUUUCACCAUGUUGGACUUGAUGCCACUGCUUUGCUCUUUGCUAAUGAGGUUGACAUGGAAACAAUGAUCAUGGAAAAGCAGUUGAGCAUGCUUGUUGUUGGAGAGGAUAUCCUCCGAACCAAUGGCGAGGUUGGAUCGGGAUGCACUAUUGUGACGGACAACUAUUGUGAGGACGCAUAUGACCUACUUCAAACCCCUAUCGUGAAAAAACUUCUGCUUGCAGGUAUUCUAUUAGACACACAAAAUUUAAAUAUUUCUACCAAGUUAUCUAUGAAUAGGGAUGCAGAGGCAGUUCAGCUUCUCUCAGUUGGCGCAGCUCCUAAUUAUAGGAAUGCUCUUUAUGAUCAAUUGAUGCAAGAUCGAAAAGAUAACGCUUUCUUUGAAGUUCUGCGCCACAGUUAUGGGAAGCCUUCUGGUGAAAGUAAUCGGGAUAGUGGAGCAAUAGAGCAGAGGAUUUCUGAGAAAUACCCUUUCAGUGCAGGAAUUGCACCAAAUGAAGGAAAAAAUCGAAAUAACACGAAAGAUGAAACAAAUCAGAAGGUGUCACCAGUUAUAGUGUCUCCCAUGAAGAUGCCCGUGCAGGCUCCUGCAAAGACACCAGCAAAAGCAGCCAAUGCCUCUCAGGGGAAGAAUAAGUCUUUUUUCGCAAAAUUGUUUGGAUUUGGAUCAAAACAGUGACAAAAGUAUGGAUAUGUGCUGCGAGUUAAAGAUUUUGAUGCGGUAUGUAAAACUGGUAAGAAAUGUUACUGGAACUUCAUAGAGGCUCCAAGGCACAAGAUGUUUAGAAAUCAACCCAUGUUUUUAGGGGAGUUAUUUAUGCUUUAUAUAUUUAUUAUUUUGUACGAAACAAUUAUUUUGAGACGAAUUGUCUGCUUGUAAUAAA